This is a messenger RNA of Thamnophis elegans (Western terrestrial garter snake), 392 nucleotides long. Its product is annotated as DNA (cytosine-5)-methyltransferase 3C-like. The transcript has 3 exons. NCBI's taxonomy places the organism in Eukaryota, Metazoa, Chordata, Lepidosauria, Squamata, Natricidae. The record is from RefSeq and is a predicted model, not a curated record. Bases 1 to 360 code for a protein of 119 amino acids.
AUGAAUCAAUGCAUCUUUUCUCUUCCCAGGCCCGUGGUGCCCUCCAAGGUAGACAAGCUGGAGCUUCAGGAUUGCCUGGAGUACAGUCGGAGGGCGAAGAUGAAGAAGAUCCGGACCAUCACGACGAAAAGCAACUCCAUCCGGCAGGGUAGGAGCAAGACGCUGCCCGUCUCCAUGAACGGGAAGGAUGACGAUUUAUGGUGCACCGAGUUGGAAAAGAUCUUUGGCUUCCCCCUCCACUACACCGACGUGUCCAACAUGGGCCGCCUGGCACGUCAGAAGCUGCUUGGGAGAUCCUGGAGCGUCCCCGUCAUCCGCCAUCUCUUUGCCCCCCUGAAGGAUUAUUUCUCCUGCGAUUAGGCCGCAGGGGGUCCUGCGGUCUCCCGGGUGGA